CAAAGCAGCACCGCGCAUGCGCGAAUUGACGUGGUUCUUCGGUCACUCCUAAAGAGUUCCGGAGAAUCAGGAGAAGGUAUACGUUUAUUUUUCCGCGCGUGGAAGUGGAGUAAAAUCUCCGUUUGAAUAUAUAUGUAUAUAUGCUUGUAUACAUAUAUUAAUAUAUCUGAAGAGGUGUAAGUUAAGACAAGAUCGUCAGAGCAACACAGCCGAGGAUUCAAGCCUCACGUGACAGUUGUGACAUCAUGGCCGAGAUGGACGUGGGUCCGUUCUCGCUGAUCAGCCUGGAGGACGAGCUGACCUGCAGCAUCUGCCUGAGUCCCUUCGACUGUCCGGUGACCAUCCCCUGCGGACACAACUUCUGCCAGGAAUGCCUGCUCGCCACCUGGAAGGACUCCUACAGCUGCCCUCAGUGUCGCACCCACUUCCCCACCAAGCCGGACCUGAAGAAGAACACGGUCCUCAGCACCGUGGUGGAGACCUUCAACCUGAGGACCGCCAAGAGCGCGGCCGGUCCGCCGGCGGAGGAGGGGGAGAAGGAGGAGAAGGAGGCGCGCGCGGCCGUGGGGAAGGAGGCCAUACGCUGCGAUACGUGCAUGCAAGCGGACGCGACGCACACCUGCCUCACCUGCAUGGCGUCUUUCUGCGAGGAGCACCUGCGGCCUCACCGGGAGAACCCGACGUUUAGGCUUCACCAGCUGAGUCAGCCCAUCGGAGACCUGUCGGAGCGGAUCUGCCCGGACCACCACAAGCUGAUGGAGCUCUUCUGCAGCCAACACAGCCGCCCCAUCUGCAGCCUCUGCCUGCAGCAGGUGCACAAAGGCUGCUCCUUCACGUCCCCCGAGGAGCAGAGGAACAAGACAGAGUCCGACCUGAGGAACAAGAUGGAUUUGCUGGACGGGAAGAUUGCGAAGAAUGAAAAUGUCAUACUUCAAAUAGAGGUCAUGCAGAACAAGCUAAAGGACUCCGCCACCAACAGGAAGGCGACUUUGGCAGCCGAGUAUCGGCAUAUACGGGACAUGUUGUCCCGAGAUGAGCAUGACGCUCUGAAUUCGGUGGACCGCGAGCUGGAGGGUGGUCAGACCAAACUCAAGGAUCUCGCAAAGAAGUUCACCGAGAACGUUGACAGCAUGAGCAAAGCCAAAGAAGACAUCCACAGUCUGCUGAGUCAGUCCCACACUCAGUCCUUCCUACAGGCCUCAUUUGACCUGCCUAAAGCUGCGACUUUUGAACCUUUCACGCCACGAAUCAACAUAGACUCCAAGAAAGUGACAGCAACACAGGCCUUUACUGCUCUCCUGAAGGAGCACCUGACAGAGAUCCUCAAACAGCCUGUUGAGGCCAGACAGCACUUCCUUAAACCAGUCACAGACAAAAAAGCAGUUCCUGGUUCAGCACCGGAGAGUUUUGGAAGUACUGGAUCUCAGCCAGAAUCUGAAGUAAACAUGCCUCCGAAGCAGAAAAGACCGCCGAGGUCCCACAGUCCAGGCCGUCCACCCAUCCAGCCAUUAUUCCAUCCAGUUCGUAUGCCUUCUUACAUGGAGCCACAUAGAGGCUGGAAUCCACAUCAGCAUCCACCAGGCCCUUAUAUGGAUCCUCAGUUCAUGGCAGGACAGAGGACAAAUGAUAACAGUGGCAUUCUUGAGCCACAAUGGAUGGGUCCAGGUCCCCAAACCAAACCAGCCGCAAAGAAGAAAACUCAAAAACAAAAACCUCCCCAGCCCACAGAACACAAUCUGGGGAAAGGGAAAAAAACCCUUUCAAUGGAGGACCUGCUGGACAAUGAGAAAGACAAAUCCAAAGGCCGUACUCCUGAAGCUAAAUCCGAUGAGACGCCAGAAACGUGUGACGUUCCCCCGAGCAUAACAUCAGCCAUGAAGAGGAGCGAUCUCCUGAAAUAUAGCUCAGUGCUGACGUUGGAUCCGAAGACGGCCCACAAACGCAUCGCGCUGAGCGACGGCCUCACCAAGGCCUGCGUGUCGGACGAGCCCGCCAACUACCCCGACUGCCCCGAGCGCUUCUCCGUCUGCUCCCAAGUGCUGGCCUCCAAGGGCUUCUCCAGAGGACGCCACUACUGGGAAGUCAAACUGAGCAGCAACAACUUCAUCGGCGUCGGCCUGGCCUACAGCAGCAUCGACCGCAAAGGCCCCACCAGCCGCCUGGGCCGCAACGCGCACUCCUGGUGCGUCGAGUGGUUCAACGUCAAGCUGUCCGCGUGGCACAACAGCAGCGAGACCGUGCUGGUCUGUGGCAACCCAAAGCGCGUCGGCGUGCUGUUGGACUGCGAGGAGGGCACUGCUACGUUUUACAGCGUGGCCGACAGGGCGUACCCUUUCCACUCCUUUGUCUUCCCCUUCGCGGAAGCUGUGUACCCGGCUUUCUGGAUCUUCUCGAGUGGCACGUUCGCCACUUUGUGCAAUCUGCAGGCAUGAAGAGCCCGGUGCACACUGAGGGCGAAUAAUGAUGAUCCACACUAGCAGGGAUUAAUGAUGUGUGGUUCAGUUAUCUCUGCUUUUGACCAAAGAGAUGAAGGAGAAGAAGUUAUUCUGCCCAGUCCUGGAUUAUUCAUGCAUAGCUUGAAGCAUCACAACUAGCUUCUGCCAUUAGCUGAAUCUUUAGUUGUGUGGCCCAAAGAAAUGAAAACGGCUUUUCAAAACACAGGAAAAGCAAUAUGCAGUAAUCUGCAGCAAUAUACUGUAGUUUACAGAAUAAUCCAGUCUAUAAACUGCAAAUUGAAGGAUUAGGACAUGCAUACAUGUCCCAAUUACUUUAUGGUUCUUACAGACCACACAUAAUGCAUACUGUACGGUAUGUUUGUGACUUGUGUGUCUCCUGUAUUUUGAAUAUGACUGGAAAAAGAAGUGAAUAAAUGAUGUCACUCUCCAGCAUAUUGCAAUGCAGAAUUUUCAUAUGAAAUCUAUGGGAACAAGGAGGGAAAUGGAGUUAUGGGGCCUCGUUGAUGUGAUAGAGAUCUUUUUUCACAUCAUGAUAUGAAUCAUUUCUAGUAACCCGAGAAAUGUCCUAUGCUCGCUCAAUCCAACUUUUAAUAGCAAACAAUAUUUAACCAUCCAGGUUAACACAGGUGGUAAAUUCCUAGAAGACUGCCAUGCAAUUGGGUACAAACAGAUUGGUUUCUGUGACAUGUGCUGAGUAGCCACUCCUCUGGUGAUGACAAUGUGCAACGCCGUUACAAGAGUGGACAAAGCAAUAAGUUGUCAAAUUCUGGUCUGGCUCUUGUAACAUUUCUGCUCAUUUCAGCAGCUGCUCCGUUUAUUAGAAAGUAAAGGUUCCCUCUAUGCCUAUUUUACUUUUUUUAAAUACUUCCGACGGGACAACGUAUUUAAAUAUUGUCAAAGUAUAUUGUUCACAUCAACUAUAGCCCCAUAUCUUUACUGCCUCAACUGUUUGACAGAUUUGGCUGAUGAGAAGUCGUAUUGACUAACUCCGGGAAGUCUUUAUUUGAAUUUUUUUCAAUUUCUGUGAUUGGCACGUUAAACCAAGAAGCACUCAGACUGCUCUGUUGGCUUUUUGUACAGUGGUGAAGGGUAGUUGGAUAUAUAGAAUCACGUGGAUUGUUUGUUGGGUGAUUUAUUCCUUGUAAUAUGACGUUUCAUCACAAUUGGCACUCUUGUUGGUGCUAAAAAGUGUGAACCAGCAUUCCGUGUGGACAUCAAGCAGUAGAGAUCCGUCUGCACAAUAAACGGUAUAUUAACCGUGAUGUUGUUCGAGCAUCUUUUUGUUGGGAGGUGUUCAGAUGACACUGGUGUCCGAGGGGACUUUACUGAACCUGGUAAAGGUUCGGAAGUGUUAACUACUGCACCGAAUUAACUGUUGGUCAAGUUUAAAGAUCUCUUUGAGGCAUUACAGGCAAUGCACUUUAAGUACUGACCUUCAUAGUUGCAUGAGAAUAUUUCAAUGUGCGGUACAUCACUGCAUAUAAAGUCUGUACUUGUAUAGUGAAAUCUACUGUUUUCACACAAUUAGAGAGUUGUGGUUUGGAACAAAAAUAUGUGUGACGCUAUCCAGAGAUUUAAGUGUAGACACUGGAUUGUUCCAUCCACCAUGCUUAGACGGCAUAACGGCCUUACUAUGCGUUGGCUAGUAAAGGAAUUACAGUUGAGUUCAUUAAACAUGUGACUUAAUUACUUAUGCCUUCAAAAUAACAUUGGAGUAAUUUUUCAUGCAUGAUUUCAUAAUUCAUUCAUUUGUGUUGAAUCAAUUAUCAAUAAAAUAUAUUCUCUCUGUCACUGUUUGGUGUU
This is a messenger RNA of Pungitius pungitius (ninespine stickleback), 4259 nucleotides long. It is a transcript of the gene trim25, whose product is annotated as tripartite motif containing 25. Lineage: Eukaryota; Metazoa; Chordata; Actinopteri; Perciformes; Gasterosteidae. Gene Ontology annotation, molecular function: protein binding; zinc ion binding. The record is from RefSeq and is a predicted model, not a curated record. Bases 246 to 2432 code for a protein of 728 amino acids. The transcript has 12 exons.